AUGCUCGAAGGCUGCAAGCGAGUGCAAGAUGUUCCAAGUGAGAAGUGCCAAGCAGUUACAUCAACCAGUGCUUUGUUGGAUGAGUUCACCGAUGACCCAGUUAUCCGAGAAAAUCUCCAGGAUUUGGAAAGGUUUGGUGGCAAAUUCACCGGGGAUGCCAACAAGAUCGGUGUGGCCAAAAAAUGUUGCUGGUUAUGCAAAGAGCUCGGCGAAGCAAUGGGACAGAAUAACCAAACAUUCAGCCUACCUGGAACAAGUGGUCUUGUUUUUUCAUGGGCACCUCCCACGGGCCUGGAUAUAGCCGUGCUACAACAGCUCGAGGACAGAUUGAAAAACAGACUCUUCAAGUAUCUUGAGAAGUAUGCAAAGCAAGCUUUGGAACAAGUGCAGAGCCAUCAGUUGUCACCUACCACCUCUGUUACGGACAUCACUUUGCCAGGCCAUCCAAUCACCAAGGAAAUAGGAUUGGGGUGGAGGCAUGAGCACAGCUAG
Laccaria bicolor S238N-H82 is the source of this 492-nucleotide messenger RNA. RefSeq lists its product as uncharacterized. The coding region runs from base 1 to 492 and encodes 163 amino acids. The transcript is spliced from 3 exons. NCBI's taxonomy places the organism in Eukaryota, Fungi, Basidiomycota, Agaricomycetes, Agaricales, Hydnangiaceae. The record is from RefSeq and is a predicted model, not a curated record.